Messenger RNA from Aspergillus oryzae RIB40, 561 nucleotides. RefSeq lists its product as uncharacterized. The coding region runs from base 1 to 561 and encodes 186 amino acids. The record is from RefSeq and is a predicted model, not a curated record. The transcript has 5 exons. NCBI's taxonomy places the organism in Eukaryota, Fungi, Ascomycota, Eurotiomycetes, Eurotiales, Aspergillaceae.
AUGCCCACACAUCCAACAUGGAAGAGAAAAUCACAUAUUCGUCGAAUCCACCAAAGCCCGUUCAGAAAGAAACAGCCCAAUUUCGCGGAAUACGUGUUAACUUAUCCACCCAUCGAAGCCAGCUGGACCAUUGCCACAACAACCUAUCCUUUUCUCUCCGCGGAGGUCCAACGAGUGAUUGCCAUAUAUACUUCCACAGAUGACCUGAAGGGCUUCCUCGCUCGAUUAUGCGGCGGAAAACCACAGCCGAAUCCACUUCUCCAACACAAGCUGCGCUUCAUCGGCGAGGAAAUUCGAAAGUUCUAUGGAACCUUCGCUAGUGACAUGAUCUGGAAAUCAAUCAUUGACGACGUUGUCAGCACUUUGCACGCCUCGGCCACACAGGUCUUUCAUGGAUAUGUGGUAUACCACUGCAGCUCGUCGCGGUAUCGCCUCAGUGAGCUGAAUCUUCCAAAUAUCCGUGCUGAUAGAGUUGGGAAUGGUGUUUUGUUGAAUGUAGACGGCUGGACGUCACGGCCAGCUGGAGGUAUUGAUAGCUUCGAGUACUCUAGUUCCGAAUAA